GUGUUCGCAUCAGUCGGUCGCUAUCCCGGAAUCCAACUCGGCUCUCGAAAAUUUUCUAUUAAGCGACAAACAGGAAUCCAUCGAGGUUGCAAAGGAUGAGACAUGUGAAGGAGGGAGGGUGGCGGCACAUCCCAUGAUCCUCCACCUCACCGCAUUCUUCCUCCCCGCCGCACCCACAAUCCCCGACCUCGCUCUCGCAUCCGGCGCGCCGGUUCCGCAAGAGGUGUAUCACGAUCUCGCACCCCUCCACCCCCAAGUCGCGGUUUGGUGUGGUGGACUCCGAUUGGACGCCCCAAUCGGCUCGGUCACCGACGCGGAGGCAGAGGGAGAGGAAGGGAAGAAGAAGAUGACGUUGAAGUUGAGGUUGAGGGUGAGUAUACCGUAUAUUAGACCCCUCCUCUCGACCUCGGAACGGUACUUCAUUUCUAUCGCGCAGCGUAUGCGUCAUUUCACCGCUGCCGUACGCGAAUUCGUCCAUCCCCCCAGAAAACAAGCUUAA
This is a messenger RNA of Saitoella complicata NRRL Y-17804, 499 nucleotides long. RefSeq lists its product as uncharacterized. NCBI's taxonomy places the organism in Eukaryota, Fungi, Ascomycota, Saitoellomycetes, Saitoellales, Saitoellaceae. The transcript has a single exon. Bases 134 to 499 code for a protein of 121 amino acids. The record is from RefSeq and is a predicted model, not a curated record.